CAGUACGAUAGUUUGAUUCAUAAUCUCACAACUGAACAACCCGAACUACACGAAGUCUUGAGAAGAAUGAGGAGUGACGUCAUGGAUCCAUAUAAUAACAUCAACAAUUACAGAUUUAUGGUAACUGAGGCGUACAGCCCAGCUGAAGUACUAGUCGCUUACUAUGGUACUGAAGAAGACCCCGAAGCUGACUUCCCGUAUAACUUUGAGCUGAUUGAGCUGACCAGUGAGAAUCUGUCUGGUACAACUAUUCGUGAUAUGGUUGAGCUUUGGUUAAGCAACGUCCCUGAAGGCGAAUGGCCUAACUUUGUGCUGGGUAACCAUGACAACUGGAGAAUAGCUGACCGUAUAGGAUUUUUAUAUAAGCGAUGUAUGAAUGUGUUAUUACUCACGUUACCGGGCACACCAACCACGUAUUAUGGUGAAGAGAUAGGGAUGGAGAAUAUCUACGUGUCUUAUAAUGAUACACGUGACCCUGAAGCAAAGCGUAAUCCGUGUUGUUGGAAGGAAUACACACGUGACCCAGAACGUUCCCCAAUGCAAUGGACACCUGACCCCCCAAGUGCUGGAUUCAGUACAACCAAUGAAACAUGGUUACCUGUCAAUGACAACUACCUGGAAGGAAUCAAUGUUGAG
Saccoglossus kowalevskii is the source of this 636-nucleotide messenger RNA. Its product is annotated as salivary alpha-glucosidase-like. The record is from RefSeq and is a predicted model, not a curated record. Lineage: Eukaryota; Metazoa; Hemichordata; Enteropneusta; Harrimaniidae. Gene Ontology annotation, biological process: carbohydrate metabolic process; amino acid transport.